This is a messenger RNA of Manduca sexta (tobacco hornworm), 2150 nucleotides long. It is a transcript of the gene ITP, whose product is annotated as CHH-like protein. Gene Ontology annotation, cellular component: extracellular region. The record is from RefSeq and is a predicted model, not a curated record. The coding region runs from base 177 to 653 and encodes 158 amino acids. Gene Ontology annotation, molecular function: neuropeptide hormone activity. The transcript is spliced from 4 exons. Lineage: Eukaryota; Metazoa; Arthropoda; Insecta; Lepidoptera; Sphingidae. Gene Ontology annotation, biological process: circadian rhythm.
UCGAACAUUGCGCGUCGCGGUGUCAACUCGGCUUUCUUGCUACGAAAAAAAAAACGUGUCGCCUGCAACUUUAUAACUAUACAAAACGUAACAAGCUUUCAUUUGUGUAACGUAUACGCGAUUGAACAGGCCCGCCGCCGUCGGCCAAUCGUAGCCUAUACGGAUAUAUAUACGUCAUGACGCGGCUGUGGGCAGAUCACACUGUAAACGCACUCCGCAGAGAACGCACGCGCGCCGCGUCAACCAAGUUUCACGUCUCGACGUAUCACGUAGUGUUUGUGUUUCAUCUCCAUUCGGCAACUAUGCAUCUAAGCUGGGUCCAAUUCGCGUGGGCGGCACUGUUGGCGCUGUCGGUGUGCGCAGGCGCGGCGGCUGCGCCUCCAUCGUCAGCCCCUCAUCACGUGGCACGGCGGUCCUUCUUCUCGCUCGAGUGUAAGGGUGUGUACGACGCCUCGAUAUUCGCGCGUCUCGACAGGGUCUGCGACGACUGUUACAACCUCUUCAGGGAACCUCAACUGUAUACUCUAUGCAGGAAAGACUGUUUCACGACAAAUUACUUCAAGGGUUGCGUCGAGGUGCUGCGACAGACCGACCAGUUAGAGCUCUUCAAGACAUAUAUAAAAACAUUACACGGGGCCGACCCAGGGGUUUAGGGCGAAAUGCUUCACAACACCCUACUUCAAGGGAUGCAUGGAGUCUUUGUACCUCUACGACGAGAAAGAACAGAUAGAUCAAAUGAUCGACUUCGUCGGCAAACGUUAAUAAUACAGCCAAACUGUCAGCAUGACGUAUAACCCGACCGAGUUAAUAAUACAGCCAAACUGUCAGCAUGACGUAUAACCCGACCGAGUUAACUGGACACAAUUGAACAAGCCAACGCAACGGUAUCCACAACUCAGCCGCUUUGCAAAAAGCAGAAACAUGCAAAACGAAGUAUCAAAUUGAACGUCUGCUUUUUAUCCUCAACGUAUCCUAGUCUAACGCGACGUAAACUGUGUUUUAUGUUCGUGUGUAAUUAUAAUUAUCGUAAGUAUGUAUAGGACAUUUAUAAUGUAUAAUAUUUGUGUUAUUAAGUGUUGUAAGCUUUGUGAGGAAGUGUAAAGUACAUUAAAGAUUUGUAUAAAAUCACCUCUUAAGUAUUAAAAAUAUAUAUCAAAAAGGAGACAGGUGCUUUCUGGUGUUGAUGCUGGUCAUCUUAUUUUCAUUGUCUGUCUCACGAAAAAUCUGACUGAGAUUAUAGUUUUUUUUUUUUUGUAUAUUUAAUCGCGACGCAUUCCAAUCACAGUAUUUUAAAUUACAAUAUAAUCAGUACAUUUCAUUUAUCUGAUGCAAUUUUCGUAUUAUCUAUGGUAUUAUAAAGAGCCUAACGGUAGCCUUAAUAUAGUUUUUAUGUUAUAUUUAAAAACUUGAGUGGCUUAUAUUUUUAUCGACUGUUAGUUUACGUUAUUAGCCUUUAUUAGUUAUAAUAAACGAUAUUUAAUUUGAUUUACAGUCCUCUGUCCGCCAUUAACUUAGAAUAGACAAUUUUUUGUAGAUACGUUUCUGUUCACGCAUCCAUUUAUUAUAGCAACACGAAAUGACAAUGCGAAUAAACAAGCGGAGGCAUUGCAUUAAUAUAGAUGAUAUUGUAAAACUUACUCAAAAUCCCGUCUCCGCUUAUGUUUUCGGUUGUUCAAAGGUUGGUUUUACAUUAAUUUAAUCUAGUUAAGUAUUUAAUUAAAAAAGAUUUAUUUUUAUAUACUUCCGACUUAUUUAUUAUUUGUUACUUUUUAUGGAUUUAUUUAUUGAUUUUUUUUUGUAAUCUGUAUCUCUACGCAGUACCAGUGGGUUAUCCAAAUUGAACUGUAUUACAUUAUGUUUAAGUUGCGGUUUAUACUUAUGAAUGUGCACGUCAGUGUCCCGCUGAACCUUCUCUGUAUUUGAAUCUCAACUUUUUUCUAAUGAGCGUUUCUUUUGUAAAGUAUUCGAUAUGGUGCCAAUCACAAUUAGAUUAAUACAAUUAUACAGUGAUAUUUAACGAUUUUUAGCACUUGUGAAAAAAUGUAUAAAAAAAAUGUAAUUAAAAAUAUUUAAUGUAUUUGUAUAAAUUUUAUAUAAAACAGCUAAGAAACGCUACGGGUUCCAUGAAAUAUAAUACGUAUGAAAAACUA